AUGGAGAACGUGUGCACGCUGCUCACCACCAACAUCCUCGAUGUGCAGCAGCCCACGCUGCUCGCACAGUGUCGCGAAUUCGGCACUGACAAGGUUGCUGUCGCGGUGGAGAAGUGCCAGAUGCUGCACAAGCGGGAAAAGUGGGAUCGUUUGAAGACGACGGCGGAGCGCCUAGUGGCGACACUAAAGAGCACCAAGCAGGCGCUGCCGCGUGAGGGCGCAUACUGGCCCCGCGCCAUGAGCGUCGCUCUCGCCUACCAGGCCUUGGCUGCCGCCCACGCAGAAGACUGGCACCAUGUCGCUCGCCACGCAGACACUGCGUUUGUGGUUGGCGGCCCACAGGAGUUUGUGGAGGUUGCAGAGCUCGCUGCAGCCCAACUCAGCACCGCCACAGAGGAGGGUCACAGUGGCACGACCACCGACACCACCACCGCCACUGAUAACAGCAGCACGAGCAUGCUUGACGUGCCGCCCCCGACAACAGCGCCGCUUGAGCAGCCCAUCAAGCGCAUCCCAGCGGCUGAUCUCGAGCACCACCUCGCCACCGACCCAGAUACGCCCGUGGUUGUGGAGGGCCUGCAGGCGGAGUGGCGCGCGCCAUCGCGGUGGGCAGACGUCACAUUCAUGAUGCGCAAGUAUGGUGCACGCAGCGUGCCCCUUGAGUUUGGAAUGUGGCCACACCUCACCGAGGACAUGCUCACGCUGCGAGAGUUCUUUACACGCUACUUCUCGCAGCCUGCAACGAGCACGAGCAGUGGUGGAAAUGGUGGAGAGGGUGACCAGAAGCCUGAGGUGGCGUAUCUUGCACAACACAACCUGCUGGAGCAGAUCCCGGCGCUGCAAGCGGACCUGGCAAUACCUGACGUGUGCUCGACCCAUGACCGCUCACUGCACGAGGCCAGCGUGUGGUGGGGCAGCAAGGGCACCGUCACGCCCAUCCACUUUGACUCGUUCCCAAACCUCCUCGCACAGGUGGUCGGCUACAAGUACGUGCGGCUGUUCGCGCCCAGCGAAUCAAGCAAGCUCUACCCUUUCACGUCGGGCAGCGGCGACGCCGGUGAUGAUAAGGGCAGCACCAACGCCGACAACAGCGACGGCGAAGACGACAGAAGCGCGCGUGCGUGUGAACAGGCUGUUGAAGGCGGCCGCUACGCCGGGCAGAGCAACAUCUCCCGAGUUCCAGACCCGCGCAAUGUCGACACAGAUCGCUUUCCCGCCAUGAAGGAUGCCGCGUUUGUGGAGGCCGUGCUCGCACCCGGUGACACGCUCUACAUGCCUCGGUCCCACUGGCACUUUGUCACCAGCCUGUCGCCAUCCAUGUCCGUCAACUUUUGGUGGAAGGAGGGCGGUGCGUGA
This is a messenger RNA of Salpingoeca rosetta, 1356 nucleotides long. RefSeq lists its product as uncharacterized. The record is from RefSeq and is a predicted model, not a curated record. The transcript has 2 exons. The coding region runs from base 1 to 1356 and encodes 451 amino acids. NCBI's taxonomy places the organism in Eukaryota, Choanoflagellata, Craspedida, Salpingoecidae. Gene Ontology annotation, molecular function: 2-oxoglutarate-dependent dioxygenase activity.